UGUGUACGAUGUGACUCAUUUAAGGCCCUUGUUGACGUCAUCACAACAGCUGCCCUCAUCACAACACUAGCCUCCCUCAUCACAAUAAUUGCCGCCCUUAUAAAAAAAUAAAAUAAAAUGUUUAUUUAGAUCAAAUGGGAGGUGGACGUGAUUACAUCUGUGACCUUCUACCAAACAUUCACAGAGGGUUACAACUUCCACCAGAAGUGUCAGAAGCAUAUCAUGUUGUUGGAGAUUACCUCUAUUACCACUAUGGUUGUGAUGGAUUUGAUGACCGGGGCUGGGGCUGCGGAUAUAGGACACUCAUGACUUUGUGCUCGUGGAUACGAGGUCAGCUACGGAAGUCACAAGCAACUUCAAUCAGUUUACCACCUGUACCGUCCCACCAUCGCAUACAAGAAAUUCUUGUGGAGAUUGGAGAUAAAGAAAAGGAUUUUCUGAACUCUAAACAGUGGAUAGGCAGUGUUGAGGUUUGCCAUAUUUUAGAUACUGUUUAUGAUGUUCCAUGCAAAAUUAUUCAUAUAAAUAGUGGUAAAGAAUUGUAUGAAAAUAUAAACAGCUUGGUUGAUCACUUCAAGAUUAGAGGGUCACCGGUUAUGAUGGGUGGCAGUACUGACGUGUCGUCUAAGGGAAUUAUGGGUGUGUGCAAGAGCGCAACUCAAACUUACCUGCUUGUGGUGGAUCCACACUUUUGGGGUGAAGCUACAAAUGCAGCACUACUACAAGCCAGUGAAUGGGCUAAAUGGCAGCCUCUAAGUGACUUUAAUGAAUCCUCAUUCUAUAAUGUGUGUCUUCCACAGUGCACUGCCAUAGAAUUAAUAAAUAAAUAAAUGUUUGAAAAAUUGU
Molecule: messenger RNA, 846 nt
Organism: Procambarus clarkii (red swamp crayfish)
Lineage: Eukaryota; Metazoa; Arthropoda; Malacostraca; Decapoda; Cambaridae
Product: ufm1-specific protease 1
Source: RefSeq, a predicted model, not a curated record